Molecule: messenger RNA, 1077 nt
Organism: Adineta steineri
Lineage: Eukaryota; Metazoa; Rotifera; Eurotatoria; Adinetida; Adinetidae
Source: the annotation of a GenBank genome assembly
AUGACUUCGGAAUUGUAUACAAAUUCAUCGGGAAAUUUUGAUUUAAACAAUCCUCAAACAUCAGAUAGACUAAGGCAAAAUAAACAGGUAGUUAAAAGUGAUCCAUCAAAAGAAAGACAAGCUGCAAGUGGACGUGAGAAAUGUUGUGUUGUAUUUCUUAUUAUUUUACUGGUUAUUUGUUUUUUAAUAGGAGCAGGUGGAAUAGCUCUUUGUAUAAUUUAUUUUAAUAGCAGUACAGGUAGUCAAGGAUGGAAAAUUGGUGGUAUUAUACUUGGUGCUGUUAUAUGUAUCAUUGCUAUUAUAUUAAUUAUAGUAACUUUAUGGAAAUUAAAACAUAAAAGACCAUGGCGACAAAAAAAAGAAAAAAAUUUCUUUUAUUCAAGUGAUUCUCGUAAAAAUGGUGGUAAAGAUAAUCAAUUAAAUAUCGAAAAUCUUGAUAAUAAUAAUAAUAGUGAAAUGUAUGCGAAAAAUGUGGAUAAUAAACCUAUUCGAAAUAAUAAUUAUUCAGUUCAAAAUAAUAACUAUGGAACACAAAGUAAUCUAAAUACUUAUCAAACUUCAUCAAUAAAUGAAACCAAUAUUUCACAACCUGUUAUGUAUUCAUUAACUGAUAUAGAUCUACGUGAAUCAGUUUUAGAUUCAAGGACACCUUCAGUAAUUCAACCUCCACAAUCAACAACUAGAACAAGUUAUCCAAAACAAAAUCAACCGAUAUUACAAACACCACGACAAGAUUUAAUUAGUUUUCCAAAUAAUGAUGAUAAUGAUGAUGAGAAAGCAAAAAGAAAUAGAAAUACAUUUACCGCUUAUGAUCGUCCAGUAACUCAUUCACAAGCACAAAAAACUCAAAGUGAAAUUGUAACUAAUUCAAAACCAAAUAUAACUGAAACGGUUGUUGUAAGACGUGUACCAAUACCAACAACUAAAGUUAUUACUGCACAACCAUUAAUAAAAGUUGUUAGUAAACAACCAUCAACUAAAGUUAUGAUUAUUAAAGUACCGAAUGUAGCUGGUCAACUUGUUAUGCAACCAAAAAUAGAAUCAACAAAUAAUAACGAUUAUGAAGACAAUCAAUAA